AUGAGCACUGAAAACAAACUACCUGCCAGCUUAGGCGCAGCACCCUACAGAUUCACUCUCAAGGACCUCGACGAAUCUAUGUGGUCGGAACACCCUCUUGGCAGAACGGCUUUUGGAAUGAAGGUAUCAGGCUUCCACCGUUGGGGCUUUGUUAUCUACCGGACAACAUACAACGACGAUGCGAUGUGGGAGCGCUACCUCCAGGUUCUUAAGCUCUCUGCACAAGACUGUCUUGCGUCUCUAGGAGGCGACGUACUUCUUGAGCAGUAUAUGGACUGGCUAGUGAUUUCUGAUCCGGCUACGCUUGACGGCGCGUCUAAGGCUGACGUAAAAAAGCAUUUCCAGUCCUGGUACGCGGCCCGAAGCGAAGAGCGCGAUGGCCCUGGCGCCGCCAAAUCCGGGACAAAACGGCUGCCGCGAUUUCAGCACUGUGUUUAUGUGGACCGCAAGUGCAUGGACACAGUUGCCGAGUUGCCAGCCAGUUACAUGAGCUCCCGGGGCCGACGCCCUGGUUCCAACGUGGUGGCUGUAGUGAUUGACGGAACGUUUGACGAGACCACGCCUAGCAAUGACCAAGGCUUGUACCCUGACGUUGAGGGCUGUACUGGGCGGUACGUGGGCUGGAGGUACGAUGACAUUGAGAUGCUGGUGAAUACUUACGAAGAGGCCCAUGACUACUCCUUAAGCGGCAUCGAAUACAAGCGGCCGCCUCUAAUCUCGCCCUUUGGAUUCAAUUCUAUGCCUGCCUAA
Colletotrichum higginsianum IMI 349063 is the source of this 750-nucleotide messenger RNA. RefSeq lists its product as uncharacterized. The transcript is spliced from 2 exons. Lineage: Eukaryota; Fungi; Ascomycota; Sordariomycetes; Glomerellales; Glomerellaceae. The record is from RefSeq and is a predicted model, not a curated record. Bases 1 to 750 code for a protein of 249 amino acids.